AUGGGUGAAUGUCCUGUACACAACACGUCCGCCAACGUGGCGGGCCACGGUACCCGCAACCGUGACUGGUGGCCCGAGGCAUUGAAGCUCAACAUUCUGCGCCAGCACACGGAGGCGACUAACCCGUUGAGCAAGGACUUUGACUAUGCCACUGCCUUCAAGAGCCUGGACUACUAUGCGCUCAAGAAGGACCUGCACGACCUGAUGACUGAUUCCCAAGAGUGGUGGCCCGCGGACUUCGGCCACUAUGGCGGUCUGUUCAUUCGCAUGGCGUGGCACAGCGCGGGCACUUACCGUGUCUUCGAUGGCCGUGGCGGUGGCGGCCAGGGUCAACAGCGGUUCGCGCCGUUGAACAGCUGGCCCGACAAUGUCAGUCUGGACAAGGCUCGCCGUCUGUUGUGGCCCAUCAAGCAGAAGUACGGAGAUAAGAUCUCCUGGGCCGAUCUGCUCCUGCUGACCGGCAAUGUGGCCCUGGAGUCCAUGGGCUUCAAGACCUUCGGCUUUGCGGGUGGCCGGCCCGAUGUCUGGGAGGCGGACGAGUCCGUCUACUGGGGUGGCGAGACCGAAUGGUUCACCAAUAAUGUUCGCUACAAGCCCGAGACUGAAGACCAGCAGGCCAAGCAGAGUGAUAUUCGCACUCGCGACCUCGAGGACCCCCUCGCUGCCGUCAUCAUGGGUCUGAUCUACGUCAACCCCGAGGGCCCCGAUGGCAACCCCGACCCCGUGGCCGCGGCCCGCGAUAUCCGCGUCACGUUCGGCCGCAUGGCCAUGAACGACGAGGAGACCGUUGCCCUGAUCGCCGGUGGUCACACCUUCGGGAAGACCCACGGUGCGGCGGCGGCCAGCAAUGUUGGCGCGGAGCCUGAGGGCGCCGGACUCGAGAAGCAGGGCCUUGGCUGGACCAACGCCCACGGCAGCGGUGUUGGUACCCACGCCAUCACCUCUGGCCUGGAGGUGACCUGGACCAAGACGCCCACCAAGUGGAGCAACCAGUUCCUGGAGUACCUUUUCAAGUACGAUUGGGAGCUGACCAAGUCCCCCGCCGGGGCCAACCAGUGGGUGGCCAAGACCACUGACGAGAUCAUUCCCGAUGCCUUCGACGGCAGCAAGAAGCACAAGCCCCAGAUGCUGACCACCGAUCUUUCUCUUCGCUUUGAUCCCGCCUAUGAGAAGAUCUCCCGUCGCUUCCUCGCCAACCCUGACCAGUUAGCUGAUGCCUUCGCUCGUGCUUGGUUCAAGCUGCUGCACCGUGACAUGGGUCCCCGUGUCCGCUGGCUCGGCCCUGAGGUCCCCAAGGAGACUCUCCUGUGGGAGGACCCCAUCCCUGCGGCCAACCACCCCUUGAUCGAUGUUGAGGAUGCUGCCGAGCUUAAGCGUUCCAUCCUGGCCUCCGGCGUCGAGCCCACCAAGUUCAUUUCCGCCGCCUGGGCUUCCGCUUCGACCUUCCGUGGCGGUGACAAGCGUGGUGGCGCCAACGGUGCCCGUAUCCGCCUGGCUCCCAUGAACCAGUGGGCUGUCAACAACCCCGCUCAGCUGCGCGAGGUUUUGAACGUCCUGGAGGACAUUCAGCGCCGCUACAACGGCUCCCAGACCGGUAACAAGCGCGUGUCCCUCGCCGAUCUGAUCGUCCUCGCUGGCUGCGCUGCUCUCGAGAAGGCCGCCGGUAUCCCCGUCCCCUUCACUCCCGGCCGCAUGGACGCCUCUGAGCAGGAGACCGAUGUCGAGUCCUUCAGCUUCCUGGAGCCCGUCGCCGAUGGCUUCCGCAACUACGGCAAGUCGUCCAUUCGCGUGCGCAGCGAACACAUGCUCGUUGACCGAGCUCAGCUGCUCACCCUGACCGCGCCCGAGAUGACCGUCCUGGUCGGCGGUUUGCGUGUCCUGAACGCCAACUGGGACCGCUCCAACAACGGCGUCUUCACCAACCGCCCCGGCCAGCUUACCAACGACUUCUUCGUCAAUUUGCUGGACAUGAACACCGUCUGGAAGCCCACCGACGGCAACAACGAAACCUUCGAGGGUGUCGACCGCAAGACCGGUGCUAAGAAGUGGAACGCCACCCGCGUGGAUCUGAUCUUCGGUCACCACGCCGAGUUGCGUGCGCUGUCCGAGGUGUACGGCAGCCACGACGGCCAGUCCAAGUUCGCGCGCGAUUUCGUCGCUGCCUGGGACAAGGUCAUGAACCUUGACCGCUUUGAUGUGGUCUAUUCCGUUGGUCAGGGCCGUGCUCGCCUGUAA
Molecule: messenger RNA, 2235 nt
Organism: Penicillium macrosclerotiorum
Lineage: Eukaryota; Fungi; Ascomycota; Eurotiomycetes; Eurotiales; Aspergillaceae
Gene: cat2
Product: bifunctional catalase-peroxidase Cat2
Exons: 1
Coding region: 1-2235 (744 amino acids)
Biological process (GO): hydrogen peroxide catabolic process; cellular response to hydrogen peroxide
Cellular component (GO): cytosol
Molecular function (GO): catalase activity; heme binding
Source: RefSeq, a predicted model, not a curated record